AAAUGUCAACAGAAAACGAACAAAAUGAGGGUGGGGAAGAAGUUAAAAAAGAAAUUGUUUAUCCUUUGAGUGUGACCUAUUGUGGAGCCUGUACAAUGCCUAUAGAAUAUUGCGAAUUUAGUGGGUCUGACAAAUGCAAACAAUGGUUAAUUACCAACCUUCCUGAGGUUGCAACAGAACAAUUAAAAAUUGAUGAGGGUGGGGAAGGGGAACAACAAACGGAGAAGAAACAUCAGAAAAGAGGCGGUAAAGGUUCUACUUCAUCAACAUUAUCGUCAAAACAAAGCAAAAAAGGACAAAAAGAAAUUAAACAAAAAAUUACUUUAAAAACAGAAACGCGAAGCAAAAAUAAAUCUGUGACAAUAGUUAAAGGACUUUUAACUUGCAAUAUUGAUUUAAAAACGGCCUCCAAAUUAUUUUCUAAUAAAUUUGCUUGUGGUUGUUCUGUUGCGGGUACUGAUGAAUUGGUUAUUCAAGGGGAUUUUAAGGUGGGAGAGAAUUUUUUCUUUUUAAAACAAAAAUAUUUUUAAAAUUAAUUUUUUAAUUUUUUUUUAAUUUCUGAAAAUAAUUUUUUUGAAAAUUACUCUCACCAAAUCCCCUACUUCCCCUACUCGUCGUCUAUCAGAUGCCUUACCUCGAUUACUUGCACCUUCCAGCAGAGCAAUACCUUUUCUCUAUAGCAAGAUAUUUAAUAAUUCCUUUCCCCAAAAUGCCCCUACUGCUCCUUCUAUCAUAUGCCUUACCUCAAUUAUUUACUUCCUCCAAGGAGAGGUCGGAACAUAGAC
Meloidogyne enterolobii is the source of this 785-nucleotide messenger RNA. The record is from the annotation of a GenBank genome assembly. Lineage: Eukaryota; Metazoa; Nematoda; Chromadorea; Rhabditida; Meloidogynidae.